Molecule: messenger RNA, 258 nt
Organism: Ilex paraguariensis (yerba mate)
Lineage: Eukaryota; Viridiplantae; Streptophyta; Magnoliopsida; Aquifoliales; Aquifoliaceae
Source: the annotation of a GenBank genome assembly
AUGGCAACUAAUGGAAUCAAGAUGCAAGAGAUCUUCGAUUUCUUCUUGAACAAAUAUAAGGUGAGAAGUGCACGAUUGCAAAGCAUGAAAGAGAUUAAACUGAGGUAUGUAGAUAGUUCCCUAAGCCGGACCAUGGCAGAUUUGGCAUCCUGUGCUGCAUACAUAAACACGUCUAGCAGUGAGGAAUUCAUAGAAAUGAUGUUGGUGGACAGUGUCUUUAUCAUAGAGUUCUUCAUAAGGAAUUCCUUCCCUAGCUAG